AGUGUCAUCCUUUCACCAUCAUCUGUGUCUCUCCGAAUCGUCAGCCACCUCUCAAUGAUAAUAUGCGCCCCGAAAGAGACACGGGGCGCCGAUAACAACACAACCACCCUUUUCUUUUUUUUGUGCAUCAGCGUAUUGAAGACAACGCCUCUGGAAGAGAAGAAGAAACGAACGAAGGUGACUGUUCACUCGUAAAGUAUCAAUGGAGAACAAAUUGAAAUUGGUAGUCGUGGGGGAUACCUAUACUGGUAAAACAAGUCUUCUUGUCGCUUACACGAAAAAACAAUUUCUGGAUAACUACACAACUACUGUAUUUGAUAACUGGGCUGUUUCAGUUCAUAUUGACAAUAAGAACUAUGCUGUCAAUUUAUUUGAUACUGCUGGACAGGGAAACUAUGAACAAAUUCGAUGUCUGAGUUAUCCACAUGCAAAUGUCUUUCUUGUUUGUUUUUCAAUGAUUGACAGGAAAACGUUAGAAUCGUGCAGAAGUACGUGGAUACCUGAAAUUCGGAAAUAUGCUGGUGAUAAUGUUCCUAUAAUGUUAGUUGGGACAAAAAAUGACCUCGUGGAUGACGCUGAUUCUCGGAAUACAGUGACAGAAGAUUAUGCUAAAAGAGUCGCUCAUGAGAUCGGUUGUCACAAAUUCUAUUCAUGUUCUGCGCUGACGCACAAAGGCUUAAAACGUGUAUUUGAUGAAAGCUUCCUGGCUGCUGUAGGUGUAAAAUUAGAAGAAGAAACCCCAAAUCCUUGUUGUACAAUACUUUGAAAGAUCUUCAUCUCGUUCAGUAUUCUACUUACUAUGUGUACAUUGCUCACCCAUUUUCCUAGUCCAAAUCGAUUCCGUUAUUCUCUGAAUUCCCACCAAAUUGCACACUCAGCUUUAUCCAUUUUUUUUCCUGUUUUUCCCAUUGAAGUCUGUCAUGAUCAUAUCAAUUUCUGUUCAAUUAAUGACAGAAAACAAUAAAAUUUAAAAUCGUU
Caenorhabditis elegans is the source of this 978-nucleotide messenger RNA. RefSeq names its product Cdc-42 Related Protein (gene crp-1). Gene Ontology annotation, molecular function: GTPase activity; GTP binding. Bases 203 to 766 code for a protein of 187 amino acids. NCBI's taxonomy places the organism in Eukaryota, Metazoa, Nematoda, Chromadorea, Rhabditida, Rhabditidae. The record is from RefSeq and is marked reviewed. The transcript is spliced from 4 exons.